Molecule: messenger RNA, 321 nt
Organism: Psilocybe cubensis
Lineage: Eukaryota; Fungi; Basidiomycota; Agaricomycetes; Agaricales; Agrocybaceae
Exons: 3
Coding region: 1-321 (106 amino acids)
Cellular component (GO): fungal-type cell wall
Molecular function (GO): structural constituent of cell wall
Source: RefSeq, a predicted model, not a curated record
AUGCAAUUCAAGCUCUCUGCUCUUACUGCCCUUGCUUUGACCACCCUUGCGGUUGCCACUCCCCUUCGUCGUGAUCAAUGCGACACCGGGUCCAUUCAAUGCUGCCAGAGCGUCCAAUCGCCCACUAGCUCCGCCGUCAGUGCCAUCUUUGCACUCUUGGGCAUCGACGCUCAGGAUGUCACCGCCCUCGUCGGGCUUACCUGCUCACCCGUCACUGUCAUUGGUGCGGGAUCCAAUAGCUGCACUGCGCAACCUGCAUGCUGCACCGACAACUCUUUCCAUGGCCUUGUCGCUCUAGGAUGCACCCCCAUCAGCCUUUAA